CGCCGGCUUUGCCGGUACUUGUUGCUCGGGGCUUUGUUCGGCGUGGGCUUUCGCAAAUUUUGUAAAGGUGAUAUUAUCACGUAAUUCUCCUUUCCCCUUUGCAAAAAUUAUCACUAAUCAAGGAAAAUGUUCGAGGCACGUUUGGUGCAGAGCGUUCUACUAAAGAAGGUCCUCGAUGCUAUAAAGGACCUUUUAAACGAGGCUACUUUCGAGUGCUCCGAUUCUGGCAUUCAAUUACAAGCCAUGGAUAACGCUCACGUUUCUUUGGUUUCCUUAAAUUUGAGGAGCGACGGCUUUGAUAAAUAUAGAUGCGACCGAAAUCUCUCGAUGGGAUUGAGCGUAUCUAGUAUGUCAAAGAUUUUGAAAUGUGCGGACAGUGAAGACACGGUCACGUUGCGGGCUUUAGAUAGUCCAAAUUCCGUCCUUUUUAUCUUUGAAGCUCAAGGCAAGGAAAAAAUUGCAGAAUAUGAAAUGAAAUUGAUAAAUCUAGACCAAGAACAUCUUGGCAUUCCCGAAACAACGUACUCUUGCAUCGUUAAAAUGCCAUCCCAAGAGUUUGCCAGAAUAUGCCGUGAUUUAAGUCAGUUUGGAGAAGCUAUAACGAUUUCUGUUACUAAAGAAGGCAUUAAGUUCGGCGCCAGUGGAGAUGCCGGAAGUGCUAAUAUAAAACUUGCUCAGUCUUCCGAUUCAACCAAUGAAGAUGCUUCAAUAGACAUUGAAAUGCAAGAACCUGUUAAAUUGACGUUUGCCUGCCGUUAUCUAAACUGUUUUGUCAAAGCAACACCGCUUUGUGCACAAGUUCAGUUGUCCAUGUCAGCUAAUGUUCCCCUAGUAUGCGAAUAUCGAAUUGGAGACAUUGGACACAUCAGGUAUUACUUAGCUCCUAAGAUCGAUGAUGAAGAAGAAAACUAGUAGAUAACAAUAAGUAGAAUCGAAGUGGCUGAUGGAUGUAAGCAUGUCACCAUUUAUCGCAAUUACAUUAAAAACUUAAGCAGAUAAGAUUUAAAAUUCCCUUUCAACCGCUUAAGGCAGAGUAUUUUUAAUACGAGCAUAAUUUAAUGUAGCAUGUAAAUAAUAAAAAAAUGUCUUUUAUAAAUGAUACGAUACAUGCUUGAAUCAUUCCAUUUAAAAUAUUUUAGAAGAUAACCGUUGAUCUAGGACAGUGAUAUUAAAAUGAUAACAAGACUGAGCUUGAAUUACUUUGGAGGUAAUGUAUUAAUCAAUGUGUACAGUUAAAAGUCAUUUGGCUCGUCACAGUAUUAGCGCAACGUAGAAUUGACACUAUAGUUCGCAAAAUUGUGACGCGAUCACGAUUAUUAAGAUAAAACGAUGUCGUACCAUAAGAGUUCCUUUUUUACACGCUACAUUCUUUGUCGACUGUGACUGUAUUUUGAUAGUAUCCGAUUUGUAACGUAGUAUCGAAGGACCGAAUACAUCUUGAGAAAUUUUGAUGAA
Molecule: messenger RNA, 1455 nt
Organism: Orussus abietinus
Lineage: Eukaryota; Metazoa; Arthropoda; Insecta; Hymenoptera; Orussidae
Gene: PCNA
Product: proliferating cell nuclear antigen
Exons: 4
Coding region: 127-912 (261 amino acids)
Biological process (GO): leading strand elongation; mismatch repair; translesion synthesis
Cellular component (GO): PCNA complex
Molecular function (GO): DNA polymerase processivity factor activity; DNA binding
Source: RefSeq, a predicted model, not a curated record